AUGUCCCAAGAGACAUUCAAAGGCUGGGUCUCAACCUCGGCCAAAACCCCCCUAUCCUACACAACCUACACCCCAAAACCCUUCACACCAACCGACAUCGAAAUUUCCAUAACCCACUGCGGAAUCUGCGGCACAGACAUCCACACCCUAAACUCGGGCUGGGGCCCAACAGAUUAUCCUUGCGUAGCCGGCCACGAGAUAAUCGGCACAGUACGCCGCAUCGGCAGCGAGGUGCCCAACCACCCCACAAACCCGUCUAUCCGCAAUAUCCGACUCGGCGAACGCGUCGGCAUAGGCGCGCAAAGCAGCUCCUGCCUCAAACCUGAUUGCGAAGCAUGCGCCGAUGGCCAGGAAAGUUACUGCGCGCGCAUGACGGGCACAUAUAACGGCCGCUACCUCGACGCAAACCGGAGUAAAUCCUUCGGCGGGUUCGCGGAUUCAUGGCGUGGGCCUGCGCAUUUUGUUUUCCGGAUUCCAGAUGCACUGCCUAGUGUGCGUGCUGCGCCGUUACUUUGUGCCGGCGUGACAGUGUAUGCGCCGCUAAAGAAGUACGGCGUUGGACCCGGGAAGACGGUUGGGAUUGUGGGCAUUGGGGGGCUAGGACACCUCGGGAUAUUAUUUGCGCGAGCGCUCGGCGCAGAGCGGGUAAUCGGGAUAUCGCGAUCGAGUGCGAAGAAGGCGGAUGCGAUUGGCGGGCUUGGGGCAGAUGGGUUUAUAGCGACUGGGGAAGAGAAAGGGUGGGAGAAGAAGUGGUCGAGGAAGAUGGAUGUUGUUUUGAGUACUGUUUCUGCGCAUGAUAUGCCGUUUGCAGGGUAUUUGAGGUUGCUUAAGCGGGAUGGCGUUUUUGUGCAGGUGGGCGCGCCUGAGGAGGCUUUGCCGCCGCUUAUGGCUUGGUCACUUAUUCAGAAGGGGGUUAAGGUUACUGGGUCGAAUAUUGGGUCGCCGGGGGAUAUUAGGGAUAUGUUGGAGUUGGCGGCUGAGAAGCAGGUUUUGCCUUGGGUUGAGAGGAGGGCUAUGAGGGAUGUUAAUCAGGCAUUGGUUGAUAUGCAUGAGGGGAAGGCGAGGUAUCGGUAUGUUCUGGAGAAUGGUGGGGAGCAGGCUAAGUUGUGA
Messenger RNA from Penicillium canescens, 1110 nucleotides. RefSeq names its product NAD(P)-dependent alcohol dehydrogenase. The record is from RefSeq and is a predicted model, not a curated record. Gene Ontology annotation, molecular function: zinc ion binding; alcohol dehydrogenase (NADP+) activity. Gene Ontology annotation, biological process: alcohol metabolic process. Lineage: Eukaryota; Fungi; Ascomycota; Eurotiomycetes; Eurotiales; Aspergillaceae. The coding region runs from base 1 to 1110 and encodes 369 amino acids. The transcript has a single exon.